Patella vulgata (common limpet) is the source of this 1600-nucleotide messenger RNA. RefSeq names its product prisilkin-39. The transcript is spliced from 6 exons. Lineage: Eukaryota; Metazoa; Mollusca; Gastropoda; Patellidae. The record is from RefSeq and is a predicted model, not a curated record. Bases 9 to 1550 code for a protein of 513 amino acids.
CCAUCAACAUGUUCACCCAGAUACUUCUGCUGCUGUUGGUGCUGAGUCACGUUACUGAUGGUAAAAGCAUUGCUGUCAAGGAUAGUGAUAAACCAGUUUCACAAAGAUUGAAACGGAGUGUUUGUACAUCCGCUAGAUCAAAUGGUGGAACCACUGAGAUAGAAUACCCAGCUAUUUGGAGAACUCAAUAUGGGAACGGCGAUAACUGUUUGUGGUCAGUAUGUACGGGUACACAAACAGCUAAUGUUAUUUUCAAACAAAUGGAUAUUGAAGCCCAAUCGACAUGUAACUAUGAUUCGUUAUCAGUACAAGGUACUAAAUACUGUGGAACGACCAGGAGGAAUUUUAAUGUGCCGACGACUGACGGUUGUAUUACUAUAAAAUUCACAAGUGAUAGCAGUGUUACACAGAACGGGUUUCAACUCGAAGUUAAACCUAUAGAAGAAUCAACAACACCGAACUAUGGUGGCUACACAUCCUACUACACAAGUCCAUAUUAUCAAUAUAAUGGUGAUACAACACCCAACUACUACUACAAUGGUGAUACAACACCCAACUACUACUACUACAAUGGUGAUACAACUCCUAACUACAAUGGCUACUACUACAAUGGUGAUACAACACCCAACUACAAUGGCUACUACUACACAAGUCCACAUUAUCAAUAUAAUGGUGAUACAACACCCAACUACAAUGGCUAUUACUACACAAGUCCACAUUAUCAAUAUAAUGGCUACUACUACACAAGUCCACGAUAUCAAUAUAAUAGUGAUACCACACCCAACUACAAUAGCUACUACUACACAAGUCCACGAUAUCAAUAUAAUAGUGAUACCACACCCAACUAUAAUAGUUACUACUACACAAGUCCACGAUAUCAAUAUAAUAGUGAUACCACACCCAACUACAAUAGCUACUACUACUACACAAGUCCACGAUAUCAAUAUAAUAGCGAUACCACACCCAACUACAAUAGCUACUACUACACAAGUCCACGAUAUCAAUAUAAUAGCGAUACCACACCCAACUACAAUAGCUACUACUACACAAGUCCACGAUAUCAAUAUAAUAGUGAUACCACACCCAACUACAAUAGCUACUACUACUACACAAGUCCACGAUAUCAAUAUAAUAGCGAUACCACACCCAACUACAAUAGCUACUACUACACAAGUCCACGAUAUCAAUAUAAUAGCGGUACCACACCCAACUACAAUGGCUACUACUACACAAGCUCAUCUUAUCCAUACAAUAUGUAUUACUCAACCUCGAACUACAACCCCGAUUACACAACCCAGAACUACAACACCGGUACUGAUUCUUAUAACUGGUAUAAUUAUGCUACCUCGAACUACAACCCCGAUUACACAACCCAGAACUACAACACCGGUACUGAUUCUUAUAACUGGUAUAAUUAUGCCACUACUCCAAGACCACAAUCUCAACAAGGAAAUGAUACUUUGAUAGAAGGGGAGUUGGUAGAUAUCAGAAGUGAAGCAGUAGAGGUUGUCGAUAAAGUUGAUGAUGCUUUAAGAAAUGUUCAGGGUUAGAUGUUCCCGGCCUUCCUGGACGAAACGAAAUAAAAUGUAUCCAAAUUGAA